GGAGGGCGGGGGGCGGCGGAGAGCGACGCGACCCCCGGCCGCCCGCGGGUCGUAUGUUCAGGUCCAAACGCUCAGGGCUGGUGCGGCGACUUUGGAGGAGCCGCGUCAUUCCGGACAGGGACGGCGGAGAUGGGAGCGCGGCGGCGGCGCCGCGCGGGGACCCCAUGGCGGAGCGGCGCGGGGCCCGGCUCCGCGCCCCCGGCUCCGCGCCGGAGAGCGACGGCCGGACCGUGACCUGCUGCCUCUUCUCGGAGCGGGAGCCGGGCGGCCCCCAACCUCCCCCCGCCGCCGCCCCCGGCCCCGACGGCGCGGCCGACGGCGGCUCCCCGGAGCGGCGGGGCCGGGAGGCGCGGGCGCGGCUACUGCUGCUGGAGCAGGAGCUGAAGGCCGUCACCUACUCGCUGCUGAAGCGGCUGAAGGAGCGCUCGCUGGACAGCCUGCUGGAGGCGGUGGAGUCCCGCGGGGGGAUGCCCGGCGGCUGCGUCCUGGUGGCCCGCACCGAGGUGCGCCUGGGGGGCCUGGCGGCGCCCCCGCACCUUCUCCUGGGCAAAUUGUUCCGCUGGCCCGACCUGCAGCACCCCGCCGAGCUGAAGCCCCUCUGCGAGUGCCAGAGCUUCGGCGUCGCCGACGGACCCACGGUCUGCUGCAACCCCUACCACUUCAGCCGCCUCUGUGGGCCAGAGUCUCCACCACCUCCCUACUCUCGGCUGUCUCCUAAUGAUGAGCAAAAGCCACUGGAUCUAUCAGAUUCCACGUUGUCUUACACUGAAACAGAGGCUACAAACUCUCCCAACGUCACGCCCGGAGAUUUCUCAGACGCCAGCACGUCGCCCGAUGCCGUGAAGAGGAGCCAUUGGUGCAACGUGGCCUACUGGGAGCACCGGACACGCGUGGGCCGCCUCUACACAGUGUACGAACAGUCUGUCAGUAUCUUCUACGACCUACCUCAAGGAAACGGCUUCUGCCUCGGACAGCUAAACCUGGACAACAGGAGCGAGACUGUGAGAAGGACUCGAAGUAAAAUUGGCUACGGGAUUUUACUGAGCAAGGAACCGGACGGGGUGUGGGCCUACAACCGCAGCGAGCAUCCCAUCUUCGUCAACUCCCCAACACUGGACAUCCCCAACUGCAGGACUCUGAUCGUGCGCAAGGUGAUGCCGGGCUACUCCAUCAAGGUGUUUGACUACGAGAAGUCCUGCCUGCUGCAGCACACGGCCGAGCUGGAUUAUGCAGACGGGCCCUACGACCCCAACAGCGUCCGGAUCAGCUUCGCCAAGGGCUGGGGGCCCUGUUAUUCCAGACAGUUCAUCACGUCGUGUCCGUGUUGGCUGGAGAUCUUACUCAGCAACAACCGGUAACCCUCCGAGGAAAGGAAAACAUCGACGGCAACAAAACACACACACACAAAAAGAAAAAAAAAAAAAGACAAAAAAAAAAAAAAAGACACAGACUAUCCCAAAUAUCAUCUACCUAGAUUUAAUAUAAAGUUUUAUAUAUUAUAUGAAAAUAUAUAUUAUACUUGUAAUUAUGGAGUCAUUUUUACAAUGUAAUUAUUUAUGUAUGGUGCAAUGUGUAUAUGGACAAAAAACAGAAAAUGCACUUUGGCUUAUAUAAUUCUUUCAAUACAGAUUUUUAAAAAAAAGAAAAAAAAACAACAAAAAUUAUACAGCAAAAAUAGGAGAAAGCCCUAAUUUUGAUGUAUGGUUUUUUGAAAUAUUAUUAAUACCCAGACAAAAAGCUAAUACCAGUCACUCAUUGAUAAUAAAGUAUUCGCAUUAUGGGGGGGGAUUUGUCUUUUUUCUUCCCCCCCCAGCUGAAGUUGGCAGCAGUCAGGGGGGUUCCAGGGGGCAGCUGCUGUCCCAUCUCAGCCAGGACCCUGGAAAAGCAGUAAAUGAGUUGGAAGGCUGCAGCUGGCUCCAAGAGGAGGGUGAGUGAGGCCAGUUGGAGAGCCAGGGAGCACUGGGAGGAGGUGAUCUGUGGCUCUUCUCACCCAGGGCUGUCUGACCUCUCUGAUAACACAGAACAUGGUGAGAAUGAGGGUGCACAUCCAUGCUGUGCAGAUUAAUCUUCAUCAGUGCUAAUCAGUAGGUCUUGGAGCAAAGCAGAAUAUUGCACGGCCACAAAGCUGCCCAGCAGGACCAGUUUGGAUUUCUGGCCUUACCCAGGGGUUGUCUGUGAGCCCUGCACGUCCCAGAUGUGUUUGAUGGUUGAGAAACAAAUGGAGGUUUUGGACAACUCAUGUUUGGGUGGAUCCUCCACUGGAGCAUGGCCUGGAUUUUGGGAAUGUCUCCAGUGCCUCGGAGGAGCCAUGAGCAGCUUUGUCCCGUAGAUCUCCCAGUCUGUCAUCCAGGCAAUAAAUGAUCCAGGAGUGUUUGGGAAGAAUAUAUUUACUCUGAGGAGCAGCUGCAGCCAAAAAAAUGUCCUGGUCAGAUGUGCCGGUCUCAGCUGAUUUACUCUGCCUGGAAAUCCUGGAUAAAAUCAGCUCCUUUGCUCUGACUUGUGCUGGGCCUGGCAGGGGCAGGUUGGACACGGGCUGUGCUUGGUCAGGGAAGUUAUUUAUAGCCAGGGAGGAGCUCUGCCAAGUCCUGGAGUUCUGCUACAAUUCCAGUCUGUGCCUUUGAUUUCCAUAAAAUCCCAGCCUCUGGAGCCCAGUGACUGGGAAGCUUUCAAGGUUGCAGAGGAUAUUUUUGUCACCAUAUUCACAGAGAAAAAGAUUCAAUGAGACCUUAAAGAGUUAAAUAUGGCCUAAAUUUAUCACUCAGAAGCCUCCUGGUGCAUGUCAGGGUCCUGCACUUUGGCACCUGGCCCUGAUGUUCCUGCCACAGCCACGAGUGAGGAUGGGGAAUGACAGAAUUGUGGAAUCCUGGAAUGGUUUGGGUUGGAGGAGACCUGAAAUGUCACCUUGUUGUACACCUUCCACCAUCCCAGGGUGCUCCAAGCCCCAUCCAGCCUGGCCCUGGACACUUCCAGGGAUGGAGGAAGGUGGGGGCUGCAUCCCACAGGGAAACACAGGAACCUGGGUGGAUGCUGGAGAGAUCUGAGCAGGGAAUGUUGCAAUGACAUUCCCGCAGUCAUUUUUCAAAUUAUAACCAUAUUUGAUGUUUAAUUGGGACCACAUUGGUUGAAUUCCUGCAGCAUCAGUAUUAAUACUUGACAUCAUUAAUUUUUGUUUGUGUUACAGCCAUUCUUAGGGAACGGUGUCAAAACAUGUCACUCUCAUUUAAAGCAGCUUUCAAGAGCUUUGCAGGGGUUUUUUUAUCCCUUUGGCUUAAGUUUGGUGGGUCCUGCCAAACCACCCACCUCCUUUGCUGUAUCACUUUCACACAGUCUAUCAAGAGGCCAUUUUUAUGUUUUGGGGGCUUUUAAAAGAGAUUUUUCUCAAUACUGUCCUCAUUUUACCUGGGGAGCACCAGCAAACAUUGCUUUUUUUGUUUCCUUUUCUUUUCCCCAGCAUUUCCCACACCACAUUGACACCUUUGUUCCCUGUUCUCCUUGUGGAGCAGUGCCACCAUUUUCCACUUUCUACCCACUUCAUAAUUGUGGACAAAACAGCACCAAAGGAGGGAUUUGAGGGUUAACUGGCUUUCCCUUGUGCAAUCCACUGAUGGUGCUUAAUUCUCUUUUUUUUCAUUACUCAUGCACUUCCCCAGGAAUAAAUCUGGAGUUUUAUUUCAGUUGACAGCAGGGCUUUAAAGGGAAUAAAAAAGGAUUUUAUGGUGAGGCAAAAAA
Messenger RNA from Melospiza melodia melodia, 3729 nucleotides. RefSeq names its product SMAD family member 6 (gene SMAD6). The transcript has 5 exons. Gene Ontology annotation, cellular component: heteromeric SMAD protein complex. The coding region runs from base 54 to 1358 and encodes 434 amino acids. The record is from RefSeq and is a predicted model, not a curated record. Gene Ontology annotation, biological process: BMP signaling pathway; cell differentiation; transforming growth factor beta receptor signaling pathway. Gene Ontology annotation, molecular function: transcription regulator inhibitor activity; I-SMAD binding. Lineage: Eukaryota; Metazoa; Chordata; Aves; Passeriformes; Passerellidae.